GGUUAUUACUGCCACUUGCGCGAAAGACUUCAGCUGACGCAGCCUUGCCUCUCCUCCUGUGCUUAGAACACCUUCUCUAAUACUGGAGAACCACAUAGAAUGCGCUGAGAGAAGACCGGCGGUGGUGAUGGCAGACUUGGUGCAAUGUCAAGGGUUCUUCGACAUCAGAAAGGUCUCUGAUUCGAAAGCUCUGAGAGCAUCAAGGGCUGCAACAGCGACACCCCAACUGGUGUUGCGCAACGGUAUCCUUAGUGGUACAUUCAGAAGCGCUGGAAAAAGUUGGAGCUCAGCGAGAGCGCAGUCUGCGGCAGCUGGGUGGCAAGGUGGCAGUCAGUGGCCCCUUCGAUGGCCGGUGGUUAGGAACCGCGCUUCAUCUUUAGGCAACCACAGCUCACGGCAAGCGGAGCAAACUCGGUCAGGAAGGCCUCGAAGGUGCAGGUCUCUGAAGAGUGCCACUGCAAUACAACUAGAGCGAGAGAAACUGCAGAGCGAGCUUGGUGCGCCCUUCUGGCCCCAUGAUCGGUUGGAAAUGUCCCGAGCACCAAAAUGUGGGGCCAUGUCUUUAUGUGAGGCAAGGUUUGUGGAAGAGCGGAGGGGGAGGCGAAAGUUGCGGAGAAAGAAUGUUGUAGCAACCCUUGAUGCCCUCAAGACCAGUGGCUCUUCGGCGCGGCUUGGAAGAACGCAGCGAGAAGCUUUAGUUAGUGCCACCAGUGUACCUGGUGUCGAAGUUGAAGGCCAGAGUGUGGCCCACUCACAUGCUCAGUCCAUUGACACCGCCCAUGAGCCCUCCACAUCACAGCCUGUACAGUUGGAUACAUUUGAUGAGUCUUCCAGUAGCACCAGUUUGAAUGCAGGACUUUCGAGCAGCGAAGCAGAACACUUGGCGGAAACCUUAGUGGAAUCUUUAGCGGAGUCAAACGAGGCGGCGAUUGGAGUACUUGGAGGUUCAGCCGAGACUGCCGACGAAAGUAGUGGUGUGAACAGGGGCGAUUCCUGUUCCACCAGUCUGUCGAAGCACCGCGAGAAGUACUGGAAGGGGCUUAUUGACACUGAGAACUGGGAGGCACUGCACUUGGAUCGUGCAGGAUCCGUCACGGAUUCGCACGUCUUGCGGCGGAAGGGGCACUUGAAGGAACAAGAUGGCCUGAUCGACUUCAUCAUCAGUAUGCACCAGAUGCUGUCCCCAUAUGAGGUAAUGGAGAAGCGGCUGGUGCCCUCCGUCGGCAAGUUCUACACGCGCCUAAAACUGGUCGACGCACUCAAGGAGUACGACGAGUUCGCCUCCCUCUCGCGCCGCCGCUACGUCCCCCCCAACUUCGCGGAGAUCCGGCACAUCCUCAACAUCGCGCAGCUGCACGCGUCCGCCGAAGAGCUCGCACUCAUCACGUUCGAUGCGGACGGGACGUUGUACGCGGACGGACACCACAUGAAGGACGACAACAAGAUGAUUGGGCACAUAGUCGCGCUCAUGAAGCGGGGAAUCAGCGUUGCAAUCGUGACUGCGGCAGGUUACCCGGGUGAGGCCGCCCGCUUCGAGGGGCGCUUGGCGGGACUUCUGGCGGCGUUCGAAGCGCUCCAGCUCCCCCCCGCAACGACGAACCUGUUCCACGUGAUGGGGGGCGAGUGCAACUACCUGCUGAAAGUGAACGACCGGUAUCGGCUGGAGUUCGUGGACGAUUCGCUGUGGAAGCUGGAGAGUAUGCGGGAGUGGGGGGCGGACGACGUGGAGCGAUUGCUGGACGACGCCGAGGCGAUUCUGCGGUCGGCCUCCGCGCGGCUGCGCGUGCCGGUUGCGGUGAUCCGCAAAGAGCGCGCGGUGGGCAUUUGCCCGGUACAGCCCACCAUCUACGAGGUGCUCGAGGAGAUUGCGCUGACAGUGCAAGCGCAGCUGGUGGAUUCCAAACUGCCCUUCUGCGCUUUCAACGGGGGAAAGGACGUGUUUGUCGACGUAGGUAACAAGAGCCUGGGCAUGGCUGCACUACUACAGUAUUUGCGGAAACGGCCCGAGGAGACCCUCCAUGUGGGCGACCGGUUCACGGUGACCGGUAACGACGGGGCCACCCGCAGCCGGUGCUCCAUCCUGUGGGUAGCGAAUCCAGAGGAGACGGCGUUCUUCGUGCGCAUGCUCCUGCGAGAUAUCCACCUCUCCAAGCUCACACCGUACUUAGAAUGAGUCCCUGUCUUUGCUAUAAAGGUAGGACGAAGUUCCCGAGGGGGUGUCUGUCAAUUAGCUAGGGGCUCUUCGUUAGAACGCGAGCAAUAGGUUAUAAGGGUGGGGGGUGAAGAACUAUCAGGUUAAAGCCAGCAGCGUAGGGAAGCGCACAGGUUUAGGAGUAGGUGUCUUAGGAUUUGGCUGCUUGACUUCUAAACGGGCACCUAAAUCUGAUCAAGCAGAGACUUCGUGAAAUGCCCGUUAAGGUAGAAUGAGUGAUCCAAAACAAAACCUAGGCACGGGUGAGCUAACCCGAUCACACUUUUGCGAGGAUCCUUGUACAAUGGUUUGCUUGACCAGGACCCGAGAGUCACCCUUUGCCAGGUUCUGGAUACGUCCGACGCUCUAGCUGGUGGCUUCAAGCCCGUUUUGUGAGAGUGAACGGUACUCAGGCUUCUAGUUUGACCGCAAUAUCAAUCAGAUGUCAGUGAUUAUACCGC
Klebsormidium nitens is the source of this 2652-nucleotide messenger RNA. NCBI's taxonomy places the organism in Eukaryota, Viridiplantae, Streptophyta, Klebsormidiophyceae, Klebsormidiales, Klebsormidiaceae. The record is from the annotation of a GenBank genome assembly.